UAUCAUCUUCUGCCUCUACAAUAAAACGCUCGCAUAUGUUUUUUUCUUUUUUCCUUUUUCCAAAUCAUUCCUCUCCAAAAAUAAAUGUCCCAAGAGUUUCAUUCCUCUCCAUUCCCUUGUAAUUUCCAAAAGCAUCUACGAAAUUCCCUAGAGAAAAAAGAUUGUUCAUAUUGUACUAAUUGGUGUAUUCUACAAAGAAACUUAUAGGACUCCAAAUUUUUUUCCAUUAAUAGCUUUUUUGGAAAUGGGGUUUCUUUGAAAUGAUUGUGAAUUACAAUGGACUUAAAGAAACUUUCAAUUUCUGAUCAAUUUUCAUACUUGGGUUCAUCUCCAAGAAGGAGUAUAGUUGUUUCUGGCUUUGGUUUGUUUCUUGCGUCUUCUUUCAUUUUCCUUUGUAUUCUACUGUUGAAUUAUUCGUUCAAGUCUCCAUUUUUAAGCCCUGUUUUAAGUGGUUUUAGUUAUAGUGAUAAAAGUACCCUCAUUUCUUGGCCAUUCUCUUCUUCUAGUAAUGUUAGUACUACUAGUGUUAGUUUUAGUUCUAAGGGUUCUCAUUCUUUAGUAAUAAAUGGAACGAUUGAAGGAAGCAUACAUGAAGGGAACUUGUCUCAGAUUGUGAAAAAUGGAAAUCUUAAUGUUGAAGAAUCAGGGAUUACCAAGAAUAUUCAUGAAUUAAAUGGUUCUCAAGUUGAUGAAAGUAGGAAUUUUUCCAAUUUUUCUAGGAAAGGAACAGUUUUGGGGGAAAAGGGGGAAGUUUGGGGAAAUACCCAUGUGGGGAAUUUCUUUGAGAAUGUGAAAAAUGGAAGCUUUGUUGUUCAAGAAUCAGGGAUUACCAAGAAUACCCCUCAAUUGAAUGGGUCAUGCAUUGAUGGAAAUAUAACAUUUUCCAAUUUUUCUGGUGCUAGUGAUAUUGGUUCUGUAAAUAGUAAUGUGGGCGGUCCUACUUAUGUUGAGGAUGUUGUUGGAUCAAAUGGUGAAAGAAAAAAAGUUGCAGUGAUUGAAGGUAAAGGGGGUGUAUCUGUGGAGCGGAACGGUGGAAUUGGUUCAAAUGAUGGAAAAUCAUUGAUUGGACGCGGCAAGGACUUUUAUGGGGAUUGUGAUAUAUUUGAUGGCGAAUGGGUUAGAGAUGACACGAAGCCACAUUAUCCUCCGGGUUCUUGUCCUAUUAUUGAUAGAGAUUUUGAUUGUCACCUUAAUAAGAGGCCAGAUGAUGGGUAUAUCAAGUGGAGAUGGCAGCCAUAUGCAUGUGAUAUACCGAGCCUCAAUGCAACUGAUUUUCUGGAGAGAUUGAGAGGGCAAAAGCUUGUUUUCGUGGGGGAUUCUUUGAAUAGGAACAUGUGGGAGUCCCUUGUUUGCAUUCUUCGCCACAGUAUCCGAGACAAAAAGCGAGUUUAUGAGAUAUCAGGAAGGCAUGAAUUCAAAAAGAAGGGCUUCUAUGCAUUCAGAUUUGAGGAUUAUAACUGUUCUGUGGACUUUGUUAGCUCGCCGUUUCUGGUCAGACAAUCAGCUUUUAAGGGAAAGAAUGGUUCUUUCGAGACACUAAGAUUGGAUUUGAUGGAAAAGACUACUUCAAUGUAUAGUGACGCUGAUAUUGUAAUCUUUAACACUGGUCAUUGGUGGACUCAUGAAAAAACCUCCAGAGGGGAAGACUACUACCAGGAAGGUAAUCAUGUGCAUGCUAGGCUCAAGGUUUUAGAAGCGUACAAGAGAGCGCUUUCCACUUGGGCAAGGUGGGUGGAUAAGAACCUUGAUGGAAGCAGAACUCAAAUUUUUUUUAGAGGAUAUUCCGCCACUCACUUCAGGGGAGGUCCAUGGAAUUUAGGUGGGCAGUGCCAUAAAGAAACGGAACCAAUAUUCAAGAAGGCUUAUUUAAAAAAGUACCCUUCAAAGAUGAAAGUCCUACAUCACGUGCUUCAUAAUAUGACGACCCCUGUUAUCUAUAUGAACAUUAGUAGGCUUACAGACUAUAGAAAAGAUGGUCACCCGUCGAUAUACAGAAAGGAGUAUAAGACAGUAGAAGAACAAAUGGCGGGAGUACACGCUCAAGAUUGCAGUCAUUGGUGCCUACCAGGAGUACCGGACACUUGGAACGAGUUGUUAUAUGCAUCUCUCCUGAAAAGCAGAAAAGGUUUGUGGAAAAACUGAAGUUGAACUGGAUUAUUUGUCCAGAUUCGUUUUGGUCAUUCUUUCUAUUUUUGGUACUUGUCCAUAUAGAGCAGGUAUCAUUACAGAGAGUUCUUGUGUAUUCUUGGAGUUGGAAAGUUGAUCUGUACAAUUUGUACAACAUUCUGCUAUUGAGGAAAAUAAAACAGAAGGGAAUGAUAAAGCAAAUUCUUGAUUAGCUGACAUUGGUGUAUAUGUAACGUUUAAGCAUGAAAUAUCCACAAUGAAUGAA
Messenger RNA from Nicotiana tabacum (common tobacco), 2392 nucleotides. Its product is annotated as protein trichome birefringence-like 2. The record is from RefSeq and is a predicted model, not a curated record. Gene Ontology annotation, cellular component: Golgi apparatus. Gene Ontology annotation, molecular function: O-acetyltransferase activity. Lineage: Eukaryota; Viridiplantae; Streptophyta; Magnoliopsida; Solanales; Solanaceae.